Molecule: messenger RNA, 2049 nt
Organism: Spodoptera frugiperda (fall armyworm)
Lineage: Eukaryota; Metazoa; Arthropoda; Insecta; Lepidoptera; Noctuidae
Gene: hig
Product: locomotion-related protein Hikaru genki
Exons: 10
Coding region: 318-1766 (482 amino acids)
Source: RefSeq, a predicted model, not a curated record
AACUUGAUUCUACUCCGCAUCGCGCACCCUCCGCAGCAAUAUGUUUUGAAUUUGACGUUUGACAUUGCUGCCAAUUUCAGUACUGAUAAUAGUUAUCAAAUAAACUAGGCGCGAUACUUGCAUUUGGUAGGUACGACAACUAAAGUAAUAGCAUUUUUCUAUGAAUUGGCGUUAAAAGAACCGGCUUUUCAAGACGUAGCUUUAACUAGCAGAGUAAUAGAUGAAUUGAAUACCGUGUAGUGUACAGUGUACUACACUGAUUGUACAAUGCAUUAGAUACUCGGCGAUUGUGGACGUUGGUAGACAACGUUUCUAAAAUGUUUCUUCCUCUACUAAUAUUAUUGUUUACCCCGAGGAUCUUCUGUGAAGACGACGAAAAUGUGACUUAUCCGCAAGAUGAUUUCAAAUGUUCUCUGCCUGAUGUAAAGAGUUUGGACGCAAACCUAGACAUUACAAGAUUCAGAUCGGAUUUUUCGAAAAUAUCCGAGGUGAAAUUUCCUGGCCUGAUAGGUCCUCUGAAUGAGAGGCUGAUAUGUAAAAUUAAAUGCAUUGAUGGCAAUUGGGUGGGACCUCUAUGUUCUAACACUCCAGAUGGGAGAUUCCAGCCUAUAUUAAGGGAAUGCCUGUAUAAAAACGAACAUCCUCUCUUGGCUAUAUCUUUCAAGAAUUCAUCUAUAAAUAAAGACACACAUUUCCCCCAUGGGUCGGUGUUGGUGUCUCGUUGCAAGCACUUCGGCUUGUACAAGAUGAAAGGUGACAAUAUGAUACACUGUGAAAAUGGGGAAUGGGCUCCUAAGCUGCCUGAAUGUGUACCAACCUCCGUUGUUACCAACUUUACAGGUGAUGCGCCGCCAACGAUUCAGUACACCAUAGUCAGCGGGUCGGCAGUGGUGGAGCAUUCGGGGGAGUUGUUCGUGUUCCCCGACAGCACGCUGCGCCUGGACUGCGUGUCGCGCCGCGCGCUCGGAGACCCCGAGUGGAGCUGGACGCAGGCCGUUGGACAACACACUUCUGCAUGGUCGAGCGAAGAAGGCGAGAAGGACUCUCAUUACCGGCUGACGCUGAGCAAGAUGUCGGUGCGACACAGCGACCAGUACACGUGCACCUCGCCCGGGGGACACACCAACACCGUCAGCAUUAAAGUUGUUAAUGUGGUGUGUCCACCAGUGACGGUACCGUCACAAUACAUUCGACAAUUCACACAAGGAACGAAGCUGGGCAACUCGGCGCACUUCAGUUGCCAGCCAGGGUUCCACCUAAAUGGAUCAGCUAUACUCACCUGCAUGGGCAAUGGCCAAUGGUCAUCAUUGCCACCGACGUGCGAAGAAACCUUCUGCCCAAUGCUGAAGACUUUGGGUCCUCAUCUGAGCGUCGUAGAGUACAACUCUUCGUUUGGCGGCCGUGCAAUGUUCCAAUGUAGUUGGGGCUAUCGACUGGUCGGCGCGCCGGGCUUGGAGUGUGAAAUGGAUGGGAAAUGGUCAGGAGAAGUACCACACUGCAUUCCGAUAUACUGCCCUGGGCCACUGGUGCCGACAAAUGGCCGCUUACUGACAGAGCCCUCAAUUAACAACGGCAAGUAUCCGGUGGGCGACUUGAUGAUAUAUUCCUGCGAUGAUGGCUACGAGAUCGUCGGCGAAUCCUCUAUAGUCUGCACAGAAAACGGAUUUUGGUCCCACCCUCCACCCUUUUGUCUACCACCCUCUGAGAUACGAAAAACAGACACUAUUUAUGUAGAAAAUACUACACUCAUUCAUAUAGAAGACUAAUGUUUAGAAAAAAAAAACACGAAACGAAUGUUAUUGUUAUUUCAUAAGGUUUUCAAGUUUCGCAAUGGGACAUUGUUAUAAUUUUUAAGUUGUUGCAAUAUUGUUGUAUAAAUAAAUUUAUAUUGUGCAGUUAUUGGACAGGGUGGGUGCCUCGGAAAUAGUGAUAUAAGGAGAAAUACCAAUUGUGUCAAUAAAUAUACGUUUUCAUUUUUUUAAAUAAACUUUGCAUUGAGGUUCCUCACAAUCGAAAUACAUUAUAAUAAAAUAAUGAUAAUUAAAUGAA